AUGAUCGAUUCGAAUUCGGCGUCGUUUAGAAUGGGAAAAGAAAUUGAAAAUGAAUUUAAAACCGAAAUUGAUGAAGAUUUGGUUAGAAAAGCCGAAACGGUUGCCGAUGAAGAUUUAAUUAAAGGUUUAAAUAUGAUAAUUAAAAAUAACGAAACGUUGGAAAAUGUUAUGAAAGAAGAAGGAAUCGUGGAAAUUCCAUAA
This is a messenger RNA of Pediculus humanus corporis (human body louse), 201 nucleotides long. RefSeq lists its product as uncharacterized. Lineage: Eukaryota; Metazoa; Arthropoda; Insecta; Psocodea; Pediculidae. The coding region runs from base 1 to 201 and encodes 66 amino acids. The transcript is spliced from 2 exons. The record is from RefSeq and is a predicted model, not a curated record.